Theobroma umbraticum is the source of this 2164-nucleotide messenger RNA. RefSeq lists its product as uncharacterized. NCBI's taxonomy places the organism in Eukaryota, Viridiplantae, Streptophyta, Magnoliopsida, Malvales, Malvaceae. The record is from RefSeq and is a predicted model, not a curated record.
AACCUGAAAGCUACCCUGAUCGUCCCGAAUCACCCAAUCCUCCUCUUUAGGUGUUUCCCCACGACACAUGCUGGAAAAUGUCUCUCCUCUUUCCUUCCAGGUUCCCCGUACCUGGCCUGCCACAAGGCCAACCUUCAUGCUUAUAUAGAGAGACCACAUCCGGAGAGAGGGUUUAUCUCCAACAACAACAUAGCCAACACUACUACUACUAGUACUUUUCUUCUCUUGCUAACUAGGAAUAUUUUCUUCAAAGCUAAUUCAGUCCAACGUUUCGGCCAUGGCUGUCUUACCUAGCUUCGUGAUCAGCUGCUUCUCUGAUUCUAGUAAGGUUGCGUCCGAGGGAGAAGACAGUCGACGAACAUCGACCCAAGUUAAAGCUGGUGGCGAAGCCAAAUUGAAGGAAAGCAAAGCUAAGAAAAGCCCCCCGAUUCCAAUGACUUACUUCCCCAUCGGCUCAACAUUUUCUCGCUUAUGAACAUGCUUCACGACCCUUUGUGUGUCAGCUUCUCCGAGGGCACGUUUUCCCUAUAUUCCAUAACCAUUCUUUUCCAUUGAUUAUGUUGUUUAUUAGGAAAGGGAACAAGUUGGGAUUGAGGCAAAAUAAACCCUUUUUUUGUUGUAGAUUUGUAUAAUUAAGAAUUAUUAUUAGUAAAAUAUUCUUUUUGUACGAAAGCCUUCUGUUGUUCAAGUCAUUCACAAACCCAAGUUCCUUACAUAAUUUGGUUAUAUAUUUUGGAUUCCAUAGCUUGGUGAUGCUUAAUCUAUUCAAUGAUGGCAGUCCUUCCUAUAAUAUUUGAAGAAAAAAAAAAGAAUCAAAUCAAGGAGUUAAUCGAAAUUUUUUUUUACUCAAUUUUUAAAAUUAGAUGAAAUUAACAUAAUUUAUUUGAAUUGAAUUUUACAUAUGGAUAUUUCUUCAUUUCAAACCUUUUGUCAUAUGUGUGUUUAUUAGUUAUAGUAUCACACUUUACGAAAUAAGUAAAUAUUCAAUAAAAAAUCAUCUAAUUGUUAAUGGAGUGUGUAAAAAAAUCUUUAAAUUACUUUGGGGUAUUAUUGUAUUUUUCAUAUCUUAUAGUAAUAUGAAUAGGAAUAUUAGUAGAAAAAUAUGGAUAGGUCCUUGGUACAUAAGGAUUUAGUCUUAGUAAUUAAUUAUAUUUCCUAAAACAUAGUUUAACAGUAGUUUUCUUACAUAGAGGAAUCGACCUACCUACUGGCCUGGUAGCUAAUGCAACCAGUUAGAAAAGGCCCAGGCCCAACAAGACUUUUGUUAUAUAAAAUAAAAAGUUAGUUCAUUUAAGUCAACUUAGUUCCCCGCCGGCUUCUUUCUCCGAAUAUCUUUCCUUCCCGAUCAUUUUGCUCUUAACAACACCAUGAAGUCAAAGCUGGUAGUCAAGGUAGCUCUGAAUGACGAGAAGUCCCGCUCAAAGGCCUUGAGAACGGCAUGUGGUUUUCCAGGGUUGAGUCUGUGCUCUCGAUGUCCGGACAAAAGCCAAGUGGAGGUAGUGGGCGAUGGGAUUGAUGCAGCUGGGCUAGUAAGUACACUAAGAAAGAAAGUAGGGCAUGCGGAGCUGAUGAGCGUGAGCCCCAUUGUUGUUGAAGAGAAGCAAGGGAAUAUAAAAAAAACAGGCUCUGGUUGCCUCAAAGGCGAAGGCGAUGACAAGAGCCCAACAGAGGUAAAGAGCGAUGGGAUUUAUGCAGAUAUUCGGAAAAAGAUAUUCGACGAGUAUGUCCCGGAGUUGGUCCUGCCCUGGCCCUUGUUCGACUGGUCAUAUAAUCAACCAAAGUGUGAGUUUGGGGAGAAACAAGUCCGUCCACCUGAAGAUACACUUAGGUUCGAGUCUGUUUCUCUCGAAGGUGAUGACAAGAGGGCAAUAGAGAUAACCGGCGAUGGGAAUGAUGCGCAUCCAAGAAAGAGAAGAGAGUGGCAAGCUAGGGCAUCCAGAGCAAGUGAGCAAAACAGAAGAGAAGAAAGAGGGAAAGUCAAUUGUGAACGUCUGGGAACAAGUCAAUCAACAUGAAGAUAGUAGCUCUUCUCCCUGUAUCCAGAAACCUGAGUUGGUUUCUAUUGGCCCUUAUCAUAGGGAUAAAGACCUUCCACUUAACAAGUACAAGUAUUUUUUCUUGCAAAAAUUUCUGUCUCGCACAAGAAACCAAGGCAACGAUUUAU